This is a messenger RNA of Amaranthus tricolor (Joseph's coat), 615 nucleotides long. RefSeq lists its product as uncharacterized. The coding region runs from base 1 to 615 and encodes 204 amino acids. The transcript is spliced from 4 exons. Lineage: Eukaryota; Viridiplantae; Streptophyta; Magnoliopsida; Caryophyllales; Amaranthaceae. The record is from RefSeq and is a predicted model, not a curated record.
AUGGUCAGAGAUGUCGGUGGUUUAAAUGGCACUCGAAAUAUGUCUUUGGAGGAAAUUGUAGCUAUGUUCUUGUACACUUUGGCACAUCAUUUGAAAAAUAGGACAAUUAGAAGUCAUUUCUUUCGAAGUGGAGAAAGUGUUAGUAGAAACUUCCACCGAUGUCUUCUUGCCGUCUUAAAACUACAUACUCACUUGCUAAAAAAGCCGACACCUAUAACAGAAGAUUGUGAAAAUUGUUUAGGAGCCUUAGAUGGCACUCAUAUUAGUGUUCAUGUGCCAAGUGAGGAUAGAGCAAGAUAUCGGACAAGGAAAGGUUCUAUUGCUAUGAAUGUCUUUUCAAAUCAUAUGAAUGAGAUGAACAAGCACAUGUCUACCAUUGCAAGUGCCUUCUCUACUACACAACUACAUGAGCAAGCUAUCAUGGCUCGUGAAGAAGUUGAGGAAAAUCAAAAAAAAAAAUUGGUUAGUGAAUUGCUUCGCAUAGAAGGAUUGACAAGAUUUGAAGUAAUGGAAGCUUCCAAGAGUAUUGAACCAAACAGUUUUAGUCUGGUAUGGGGUUCUGAAUCCAUACCAUCCUGGUAUGGGGUUCCAUACCAUUCCAAUCCUGCUCACUGA